AUGCAGCAAGAAGCCACUGCUAACGGUGGAGAGCCGAAUCCGCUGGACAGCGCUGGGCUCUGCCUACUGUCGCUUGAUGGCGGUGGUGUACGCGGGCUGUCGACCCUGUACAUACUCAAAGGGCUUAUGGAUCGACUAAACCAGGCACGCCCAGAGGGCUCACCGGCAAGGAAGCCAUGCGAGGUGUUUGACCUGAUCGGCGGCACCAGCACAGGCGGAUUGAUUGCAAUCAUGUUAGGUCGAUUGGAGAUGGACGUUGAUGAGUGCAUCGCGGCAUAUAUCAAGUUGAUGAAAGAGAUAUUUGGCAAGCCCUCGAAACGGGGUCUAUCCAGCAUUUUUGGCAAAAUUAAGCCUCGAUUCGACGCCAAGAAGCUCGAGAGUGCAAUCAACGAGGUCAUCCAGGAUUGUGGGGCUAAACCGACUGACCUUUUUAAUGAUCAAGUUGAUCGGAGUUGCCGGGUAUUUGUCUGCAGCAUCACACAGGAGACUAAGGAUAUUGUGCGCCUUCGCAGCUACGGCAACAAUACUGGGAUUCAGGCCACCAUCUGCCAAGCUGCCCGUGCAACCUCCGCAGCCACUACCUUCUUCGAGCCGGUGUCGAUCGGAGCACGCAGAUUUGCGGAUGGCGCACUUGGCGCCAAUGACCCCGUUGAUGAGGUGGAGGGUGAAGCGUCUGAUAUUUGGUGUGAGGACACAGGCGACCUAAAGCCGCAAGUGAAGUGCUUUAUCUCGAUCGGCACUGGUAAUCCUGGGAAGAAGGCGAUGGAGGACAACUUGUUGAAGUUUGUAUCUAAAACGCUGCCUAAUCUCGUCACUCAAACAGAGCAAACGGAAAAGAGGUUUAUUGCUAAAUGGAGGCAGCAAUAUCAUAACAAGCGAUAUUUCCGGUUCAAUGUCGACCAAGGGUUGCAGGAUGUCGGGCUGGCAGAAUAUCAGGAGCAAGGCUUGAUCGAGUCAGCGACAGAGGGGUAUCUUGACCACCAAGCAGUGGUGUUUCAAGUGCGGAAUUGUGUCGAGAAUUUGAAAGCAAAGCAACGUGCAACCAACCUUGAUUUUACGGCAGAGAUCUGGGUACACCAAAAGAGACUGGCUCUUUUAGAUCAUUGGCAGGGCCGUGCCCGCUGGCAGGUGCAGUUUGAACGGAACACCCGAUUCACCGGCCGUGAAAACCUGCUUCUUGACCUGACACAAAAACUGAGACAAAAAUCUGAUGCCACCAGAAAAAUCGCAGUCGAGGGCCUUGGUGGCGUGGGUAAGACCCAGCUAGUCCUUGAGCUAGCCCACAGCAUGCGAGAUGAGUGCGCUAUCUGCUGGAUUCCAGUCAGCAGCCUCGCCAACCUACAAACAGCAUACCAUAAAGUAGCUCGGAACCUUCGCCUCGCUGGCUGUGAAGAGAAUGGGGUUGAUAUCCUGGAACUGGUGCAAACAUACCUCAGUAAUGAGAGUAUUGGUCCAUGGCUGCUGAUAUUGGACAAUGCCGACGAUAUAGAGCUAUGGACAUCUCCACUCCCACCCGAGGCAGGAUCCAAGUGGUUGAUUGAUUACAUGCCCCAAAGCAGGCUUGGGACGAUCAUAUGGACAACGCGCGAUCGCAAGGUGGCCACGAGAGUCGCUCAAGAGAACGUCGUGACUGUGCUGCAAAUGGACGAAUAUGUGGCCUCGGAGCUGAUGCGGAAAUAUUUGAUUGAUCCUAUCGGAAACGAAGAACAACCAACGUUACUGCGCUUGCUACAGAGGCUCAGUUAUCUUCCACUGGCAAUUGUUCAGGCCGCAGCCUAUAUCAAUUCGACUCAUGCGACCCAAGGAUCACUCGGGGAGUAUGAGGAACUCUUGUCUAGGCAAGAUGAUCAAGUGAUUGAGCGCUUGAGUCAAGACUUUGGAGACCAUGGCAGAUAUUCAGGCACGGAUAAUGCAGUGGCAAAGACAUGGCUCAUCUCUUUCGAGCAAAUUCGCCGCCGCAGUCCCCUCGCGAUUCAAUAUAUGGGACUCAUGGCCUGUGUGGACCCCAAAGCCAUCCCGCGGUCGCUGCUGCAGCCUUCUGAAAGGUUAUCGUCUCAUCAGCAGAGAGAUGCACUCGGUAUCCUUGACGCGUUCUCAUUUUUGACUGAGCAUAAAGGGGGACUAGCAUUUGAUAUGCAUCGUCUAGUUCAUCUGGCGACAAGACAGUGGCUCAAAAUGAACGGAGAGCUGCCAGAUUGCCACAGACAGGCGGUAGUACGACUGAAUGAGCUACUGUUAAACAUCGACGGAGCAAACCGGACUUUCUGGCGGCUAUAUGUCGCCCAUGCACAGCAAGCUGUGGCUGGACAUGAUAAGGACAGUGAAGAAAAGGCCGACCUUGCCAUGAUAUGUGGGACCUGCCUGAAUGAAGACGGGCGAUACCACGAAGCUGAGAUAAUGUAUCACAUAAGCCUCAACUUUCGAGAGCGAGUGCUAGGGCCAGAGCACCGGGACACACUACUCAUCAUCAGCAACCUUGGCUCAGUCCUUGAUCUCCAGGGCAAGUACAAAGAUGCCGAAGUUUAUUGUCGUCGGGCGGCACAAGGACAAGAGAGGCUACUAGGGCUAGAGCACCGAGAUACACUUACUAGUCUGAGAAACCUUGCUGAAGUCUUAUGCCAUCAAGGCAAGUAUGAAGAAUCUGAAGCUAUGUUCCAGCAGGUCUUUGAAAGGUUAAACAAGGUGCUAGAGCCAAAUCAUCCGGACAUACUUAUGAGCAUGGCUAGCCUUGGCCUAGGAAAUUACUACCAGGGCAAGCUCAAAGAGGCUGAAGUCUUAUGCCGACAAGCAUUACAAAACCAAGAAAGAGAGCUAGGGCCAAAAGAUGUACAAACACUUACCAGUGUUAAUAACCUUGGGUCCAUCCUUGGCCGGCAGGGCAAGUUCAAAGAGGCUGAAGCCCUACACCGGCGGGCGUUACAAGAGCAGGAGAAGAUACUAGGGUCAGAACAUCUAUGCACACUUUUGAGUCUUGGCAACAUUGCUCAAGCCCUUUCCCACCAGGGCAAGUUCAAGGAGGCUGAGGUCCUAUUUCGGCAAUACUUUGAAGGAUCAAAGAAAGUAUUAGGGCCAGAACAUCCACACACACUUAAUGGUGCCAGUAGCCUUGGUUAUGUCCUUACCGGCCAGGGUAGAUACAAAGAAGCCGAAGCCUUAUACCGGCAGGUAUUACUUGAUCGGGAGAGGGUACUGGGACCAGAACAUCCAGAAACGAUCGUCAGUGUCAACGACUUUGGUUUCUGUCUUUCCUACCAGGGCAAGUACCAAGAGGCCGAGGCCUUCCAUCAGCGGGCGUUACAAAACUUUAAGAAGGUGCUAAGGCCAGAGCAUCCAAACAUAUUUGGUAGUCUUGGCAACCUUGGUUUAGCCCUUUUCUACCAGGGCAAGUUCAAGGAGGCUGAGGUCUCAUGUCGGCAACAUUUUGAAGGAUCAGAGAAAGUACUAGGGCCAGAACAUCCAGAUACACUCACUGGUGCCACCACCCUUGGUCUCGCCCUUUCCCGCCAGAGUAAAUACAAAGAAGCCGAAGCCGUAUACCGACAGGUGUUACAAGACCAAGAGAGGGUGCUAGGCCUAGAACAUCCAAGCACAGUUAAUAGUGUCAAGGAUUUUGGCUUCGUCCUUUUCCACCAGGGCAAGUACCAAGAGGCCGAAGCUAUAUACCGGCGGAUGUUGGAAAGGUCCGAAAGAGUACUUGGACCAGAACAUCCAGAAACGCUCAUCAUCAUCAGAGACCUCCAGCACUUGCGCAGUUUGAAUGAUAGCUCAGCCCUCCAGCUUCAAAGCUCCAAUGUUGAUCCCAAGCCAAGACAAGUACGAAGAACUCAGAGUCUUGGAUAA
Molecule: messenger RNA, 3840 nt
Organism: Penicillium verhagenii
Lineage: Eukaryota; Fungi; Ascomycota; Eurotiomycetes; Eurotiales; Aspergillaceae
Product: FabD/lysophospholipase-like protein
Exons: 6
Coding region: 1-3840 (1279 amino acids)
Biological process (GO): lipid metabolic process
Molecular function (GO): protein binding; ADP binding
Source: RefSeq, a predicted model, not a curated record